AUGACUAGGAAACGCCGAAAUCAUGGUCGAUCGAAAAAAGGUCGCGGUCAUGUCCGGUUUAUUCGCUGCAGUAACUGUGGGCGGGCCUGUCCGAAAGACAAGGCUGUAUGGAAACUGGUGACGCGCAGCAUGGUCGAAACCGCAGCGUUGAAAGACUUGGAGGACGCAUCGGUUUAUGGAAGUGAGUUUUUACCAAGGCUGUACGUCAAACUGCAGUACUGUAUUAGUUGCGCCAUUCACAACAAGGUCCUUCGCAACAGGAGCCGUGCCGAUCGCCGUUUGAGAAAGCCAUUGAAGCUGCCAACACAACGAACGGACAACCAGCGUCCUGUACCUCAGCGCACAUAA
Molecule: messenger RNA, 348 nt
Organism: Echinostoma caproni
Lineage: Eukaryota; Metazoa; Platyhelminthes; Trematoda; Plagiorchiida; Echinostomatidae
Source: the annotation of a GenBank genome assembly